Molecule: messenger RNA, 1270 nt
Organism: Amaranthus tricolor (Joseph's coat)
Lineage: Eukaryota; Viridiplantae; Streptophyta; Magnoliopsida; Caryophyllales; Amaranthaceae
Product: phosphopantothenoylcysteine decarboxylase subunit VHS3
Exons: 4
Coding region: 167-673 (168 amino acids)
Source: RefSeq, a predicted model, not a curated record
AACAAUCCAGAUAAAUCCAAAAAUUGGACCAUGAGUCAAGAGUCAAAUCUAUUUCCUUGGCUCUGAAAAAGAACCCUAAUACGGCCUGUAAGCAGCGAGACUACACUUAAGACUACUACACACACUCUUCUCAGUCUCUCUCUCCCAUCUAAGGGUUUUUGGAACCAUGGAAAUUAAGUUUUACAGCUCUCACCAACGAACAACUAUGGUUUCUUCUGAGUUAGAAAUUUUAAUGUUGCAAACCCUUUUUCUUGCUGGGAAAUCUCUUGCUUGCCUUUUACUUAUGACUGGAACUCUUUUGGAGGGUGUCAGUGAGCUAACUAGUUUAACUGCAAUGGAAAAGAGGUUCCCCUUUGAUGAAUUGCGCAAAACAGAACGACCGUGUCCGGAGAACAAGGAUGCAAGUGAUACAGAGGAUGAUGAUGAAGAUGAAGACGGUGUAGAAGAUCAGGAUGAUGACGACGAUGAAGAUUUUUCUGGAGGAGAAGGUGGGGAUGAUGACGAUGAUGAUGAGGGGGACCCUGAGGAGGCGGAAGCAAACGGUGAUGGAGGAAGUGAUGAAGACGAUGAUGACGAUGAGGAUGGAGAUGAUGAUGAGGAUGAGGACGAGGAUGGCGAGGAAGAAGAAGACGAGGAUGAAGAUGACCAACCUCCUGCAAAGAAGAAAAAAUGAGUGAGAUUAAGGUAUGAUUAGAGUUUAGUUUUAUCUCUUUUAAGCUUCUAAUGGAGUUCAUUAGUGUUGAGAUGCCUCUGGGUCAGGUUAGGGCCUUCACAUGGUGGUUAGUUAGUGCUUGCACACUCAAAAAUAUUGGUACUCAUUGAUGUCAUGAACAAAAUUGUAGAAUGGUGAAUUAUUUUUAGAUAUGAAUGUUUCUUUUUUUCUUUAUCAAAAUUCGAAAUUUUUUUUCUGUAGUUCAUUUUUAAAGGUGAUGACUUUGUUUUUAUCCAAGAAAUAUGACCUUGGUUACGAUUAUGUUCUCUUCUAUCUAAACUUAAAGCUAUUGGUACUAUUGAGCUCUAGUUCUUAAACAUUGUGCAUUAAUGGAAUCACUUAUACAAAGACUCAUAUGUAUAGGCAAACAAUUAGGGUCUUAACUCUUGUUCUCAAGUUUGUAAUGAAGUGAGAGCAGUAUGCUAGUCUAGUCAGGUGUUUCGCGUUCAGAACUCAGAAUCUUGGAUCUCACUCCCAUCCUUAAUCUCGCUUUCGGUGCAAUAACUAGCUGCCCAGGUUUUUCAUUUUCAGGACUCGAAAUCUUGGUCUAAAGCCGAA